Messenger RNA from Recurvomyces mirabilis, 2976 nucleotides. RefSeq names its product kinesin-like nuclear fusion protein (gene KAR3). Lineage: Eukaryota; Fungi; Ascomycota; Dothideomycetes; Mycosphaerellales; Teratosphaeriaceae. Gene Ontology annotation, molecular function: microtubule binding; ATP binding; microtubule motor activity. The coding region runs from base 1 to 2976 and encodes 991 amino acids. The transcript is spliced from 4 exons. Gene Ontology annotation, cellular component: microtubule cytoskeleton. The record is from RefSeq and is a predicted model, not a curated record. Gene Ontology annotation, biological process: microtubule-based movement.
AUGGAGCGACCUCCCUCUCAGCUGGAGAAUGUACGGCCGAAUGCUAGUGGCAUCAAACCGCCUUCACGAUUACCGGCGAUGAUGUCUAAUGGAAGCCGGAACACACUCCUCGAGACCAGCCAGAGCGAUCUGAAUGCGCGCAAUGGCUUCAACAAUGGCUCAAUGGGGCCGCCACCGAGCAUGAAUGGUUCUAUCAAGCAUCGCAUACCUGGUCUGCCCGAGUCGGUCCCGAAAAGAAAGACACUCGCCGAACGUGCUGGCGAACCGAUAAACCCGUCAAGAUCGCACAUCCAGCCGCCCUCCAAGACGACAUUACCACGCGGAGGGAGCUAUUAUGGCCACUCUCGACGUGCGUCUGCUGUGUCUGCCAUUGCUUCCUCCAACGGCAUGCGACCAAUAUCUCGCCAACGACCAUCGACGGCCGAGGAGGAAGAUGAAGACGCGGGAGUCACGGGCAAGCGAAAAGGUACACCAGUCAUGUCCUUUAACCACACGACCCUCCGCAAGACUCGAACACAUGAAGACCUCCGCACUGGCAUGCGCAACACCAGUGCUGGAGCAGAGAGUUCGUCCUCGGGAGGGACUUCUCGAAGCGCGUCCGGUGGCUCAACAUCGUCGGACGAAGGAAGCGUUGCGCAGAAUCACAACAUCUCCAUCACAUCGGCAUUUGCUGAGCUCUCCCUCACCCCGAACCACCAUCGCCCUUCGCUCGAGCGUAUCAGCGAAGAGGUCUCCCCCUCCAAGAUCCCCAAGUUCUCCACCACACCUUCCCUUCGUCAUGCACACUCUUCCCUUGCACUACAAACCCCCUCCCCUAUGAAGCACAAAUCGUCUAUCAACGGGCUACAUACUCCACGGACAAGUGCGAGACCCAAAGAUGAGACUCCAUUCUUCUUAACGAAAGACUCACUUACACCUGUGAAAUCAGCCUGGGACACCAAAGGCCGACUUGAGGGUAUGGAGGCGAUGUAUACACAGCUCCGUACUCAAUUUGCCUCCGCCGCCGACUCGAAAGAUGCUCUCGAAGAGUCGCUUGCUUUGUAUAAAAGCAGAGUCCAAGAGCUGACCGACCUCAACCGAGAAAUCACGACUGCAAAUCGCAACAUGACAGGCGACAUCGAACGAGCACGAACGGAUCUCCAUACCACGACGACAGACCUACGCCAGGCACGACGAGACCACGAACGAGAUCUCCUUGACAUUGAGCGAAAACACGACAAAGAGCUGUCAGACCGGACGCAGAAGUUGGAGAAACAGGCAGAGAGUUUGAUAAGAGAGCGCGAACGAGAUACAGAGCGGUACAGACGAGAGGCGGAAGAAACAAAACAGAAGUGGAACAGACAGAAAGACGAUGAGGCGUUUGAGAUGAGCACUGCGCACUUUGACGAGUUGGAGAACCUCAGGAAGAAGUACGACGGCGAGAAGGCAGCAUUGCAAAGGCAGCUCGAGGAACUACAACAUGCUGGUGAGAGCAGAGCUACAGAAUCUGCGAGUGAGGUUGAGGAAAUGCGGAGCACGAUUGCCGGCCUGCAGAACCAGAUUGAGGCGACUAACGCUACAGUGACGAGUCUACGCGCUCGUAUCGUAUCCGAAGACAGUCGCAAUACGGCGCUUGAGCUGGAGAAAGCAGCGCUGGUAUCGAAGACGCACUUCCUGGAAGGCAAUCAGGAAGCCCAGAGUCAUGAGUUCACGACCAUGCGACAGCAACUCCAGGAUGCGAUCUCCUCUAAAGAAGGCACGCUUGUCACCUUACGAAAGGAGGAGAUGAUGCGACGGAAGCUGAACGCAACUAUUCUGGAGCUGCGCGGCAAUAUUCGAGUCUUCGUACGACUAAGGCCUCUACUCGCUGGCGAAGAAGACCCUGCUAAGGUCGACUAUCCGGACGUGGACUCCUUGGACGGAGGUAAGGAGAUGGUAGUACAUGCUCCUAUGACCUUCUCAGCAACGGGUAAGGAGCGCAACGAGAAGCACAACUAUGGCUUCGAUCGUGUGUUCUCGCCUGCUACAGCCAACGGCCAAGUCUUUGACGACUGCCGGGACCUCAUACAAAGUGUUAUCGAUGGCUACAACGUCUCGAUCUUAUCGUACGGUCAAACGGGCAGUGGCAAAACGUACGGCAUGUCUGGACCCAACGGCAUUAUACCGUCAGCCAUCGCUAUGCUGCUGGCAGAGAUGCAUCGUCUAGACGAGAAAGGCUGGCAGUACAACGUAGCUGCUUCGUUCGUGGAAGUCUACAACGAGACGAUCAACGAUCUGCUCGGCGACGCGAAGACAUGGGAUGAAGGCGAUGAUCUGAGCGGCAGUGUUCGAGGCAAGAGGAAAGAAAAGCACGAAAUCCAUCACGACCCAAUAUCAGGCAAGACGACCGUCACGAACCUGUCUUCUGUGUCCCUCUGGCCGCCUCCGGAAAACGAUGGCCAAUGGCCUCCUGCGGCCAAAAUCACAGGCGAGACAAACACGGAAAGCUACACAGAAAAAGCAGUCAAUCAGCUCCUCGACACAGCCGCCAAGAACCGUCGUGUCGCCGCCACGAAGUCGAACGAGCGCAGUUCCCGCUCACAUAGUAUAUUCGUGCUUACCUUACGCGGCCGCUGCGAAGCCACAGGAGAAAGCAGCGAGGGAGUCUUGAACCUUGUCGAUUUGGCAGGGAGUGAACGCCUGAAGCAAUCCGGUGCCGAAGGCAAUAGGGCCAAGGAGACGGCAGCGAUCAAUAAAUCGUUGUCUUCGCUUGGAGAUGUGAUUGCGGCGUUGGGGAAUAAGAAGGGGGAUGAGAGUCAUAUCCCGUAUCGUAAUAGCAAGUUGACAUAUCUCCUCCAAUCUUCACUGGGAGGCACAGCGGCCAAUGGUAAGAGCAGCCGCACGCUUAUGUUGUUGCAUCUCUCGCCUCUGCAGGCUCAUUGGCAGGAGAGCAGGAGUAGUUUGUUGUUUGGGAGUAAAGUUCAUGGAACGCAUAUUGGGGCUGCUAAGAAGAAGUAG